UCUGGUUAAAGUGUCUGGUUAAAGCUUUAGGUAGAACUCCCAAGACUGCUACAUACUGCUGAUGAGAAAAGGUGACGAUUUUGAGCCUACCAAAGCGACUGUAUCUAGUGCAGUAGAGAACAAUAAUGAACAGAGGGAAGGCACUCAAUCCAAUAUAAAAACAGAAGAUGUGAAUGGCUCGAGGGAACAUCAGCUCCCUAUUUUGGAAUUUCCCAGCUCUAGACGGGGAAAGAGAAAUCCUUCCUUUUUCUUUAACGCCAUCAAGGACGAACUGCUCAGCCAGCCGAAAGGCACCGACGUUCCGAGCAGUUCUGUCUCGAAACCUCAUGUUGAAGUUGUAACAUUUGUCAGUCGUAAAGCUAAAAAGCAAGCCAAGAACAGUGAAGUGCAAGAUACAGAUUCCAAGAUAAUUAUUGAUUCAAAAGAGGAAGAAAAAAAUCCAACAUUUGAUUUUGAAAAGGUACGUUUGGAGGUUCACAAGUUUGGUAUCACAGGUUUCAAGAAAGAAAAGCAAAGAAAAUUUGAACAGGACAGGGCAAUUAUGCUUGGAGCAAGGUUUUGGAGCAGCUGAUGAUUCGAUCUGUGUAACCUGCUGGUUUAUAGUCCACUUGAGAGGACUUUAAAACAUCUCUGGGCUCUAACUGACCACGUCAAAACGGUCAGGGGAUCUGGUAAGCAGAUUGAAAUACCAUCACACGGGUGUUUUCUUUUGGUGGAAGAUUAGGAAUUUCGUUCAUUUCACCUUUUACUUUUGGACUUUCUUCACUGUUUUUUUCACCAUUAUUGCCAUGAUCAAUUAGAUUGAAGUAUUGAUUGGUGGAGGAUCAGCAAUUUUUUCUUUUUCACCUUUGGACAUUAUAUGAACUUUUCAUCAAUAAUUUUUGUUGUUUUUCAAUUAA
Rana temporaria (common frog) is the source of this 899-nucleotide messenger RNA. RefSeq lists its product as uncharacterized. The transcript has a single exon. The coding region runs from base 62 to 571 and encodes 169 amino acids. Lineage: Eukaryota; Metazoa; Chordata; Amphibia; Anura; Ranidae. The record is from RefSeq and is a predicted model, not a curated record.